Messenger RNA from Mercenaria mercenaria, 1722 nucleotides. Its product is annotated as 2'-5'-oligoadenylate synthase 1A-like. Bases 238 to 1506 code for a protein of 422 amino acids. Gene Ontology annotation, cellular component: membrane; nucleoplasm; cytosol. The record is from RefSeq and is a predicted model, not a curated record. The transcript is spliced from 6 exons. Gene Ontology annotation, biological process: regulation of ribonuclease activity. Lineage: Eukaryota; Metazoa; Mollusca; Bivalvia; Venerida; Veneridae. Gene Ontology annotation, molecular function: double-stranded RNA binding; 2'-5'-oligoadenylate synthetase activity.
UGUGACCAUAUUUAUCCGCACAUUAACACCUGCAAUUGCAAACAAGGUAAUUUAAAUCGAACACGAAAGAAGGAAUAGGUCAAACAAAUCAAAUAAAAGACUGAUAUAGCAACAAACACUGAAGACACUCAGAUGUCAAAAUUUACACAAAUCUACAUCAUUACGCAAUGUCAAGCAGAGUGAAAAUAACGUAUCUGGAACAUGGAUUUUACAGAUUACAACUGAAACAUUUCCAAGAUGAAACAACGGCGGUGCCCCGAUUGCGGACUGUCUGGUGAAUUUAGCAAGUCAAAAAUGAGAAAACACCGUCUACAGACCCAUGGCUUUGUGACAUGUGAAUGUGGUAGACAGUUUUGUAAAGAAGAACACAUGGCGCAACACAAGAGAGACAACAGGAUUCAUGCAGGGGGAUCGCAGUAUUCAUACUCGGCGUUGUAUCGUGUAGGAAUGCAAGGAUUACAUGGAGCAUUUGGAGGCCUAAGCAUAUCCACUCUAUCGUCAGACAUAUACACAUUGAGUUCUGGCACUUUGGAAAGUUUCAUUGAUGACAACAUUCAAGCUAAUGCACAAUUUCUCGGAUGUUGUGGUGAAGUUAUUGAUAGCCUUGUUCGCAAAUUACAGGACACAGAUAUGGUACCUUCAAAACUUCGCCCGAGGCGAAUAAUCAAGUCCGGUUCACUCGGAAAAGGUACAGCUGUGAAGGGCAGGUCUGAUAUAGAUCUCAUUCUGAUGCUCGUUAAGUACGAUAAUGUUGAAGUUCUUAUGAGGGAUAUGCGUGACCUUCUCCGGAGUCUAGAGAAACACCUGAAUGAAAAUACUACAGCAAAUCACCAAAGGACAACACGAUACUCGGUACAGGUAGAACUAACAUGUCGUUCUUCGCAUAAACAUGAUGUUGAUAUACUUCCUGCUGUUGACCUGCUCGAAAUAGGCAACAUACCUUCAGAUGUGUAUAGAAUGAUGAAAGGGGUUGCAGACAGUACUAUCCAUGAAUACUCGGUCAGUCUGGCUCCUUUACAGUUAGAAAUCAUUGGUGAAUUGCCUACCAAAGUAAAAAACUUGAUAAAACUUAUCAAGUACUGGAAAGACAAGAAACUAAAGGAAAAAGAUGAGCAAGAAAUGCCGAGCUUUGCUGAGAAACGAUAUGGAAAACCAAACUGGCCGAGUUCAUAUGCUCUUGGACUGGUGGUUUUGAAUGCCUGGACAGAGGCAAAUGAACCUGUGAGCUUUGACAUGACUCGAGCUUUGCAUGCAGUUCUGACUUCUUUGGUUAACCAUAGACAAUUUAAAAUAAUUCUCAGACGAAAAAUGAAGUACAACACAACAUUGAUACAGGCAAGAUCGGCUCCGUAUAUUAUGGAUCCUGCAAAUCCUUUCAACGACAUGUAUCAUGGACUUGUCGAUGGUCAGGCGUUUGACUGGGACAGAGUUGUACCAGAAGCCCGACUUUGGCUCAGUAAACCACUAUUUUACGGGGUUUCAAAUACAAAACAUACAUGGAACUAGAAUGAUGUAGUUCUGGCGUUUUUUGACUUUGUUUUGGUCAAUAAUGAUGCAAAAAUUGUUUUGCUGUGUUAGUUUAUAUUUUCGUGUGAACUUAUCAUUGUCUUUGAGAAAAAACAUGAUAACAUAGCAUAUUGUACUUGUGAAUACUAGACAAGUUUAACUCAUUGUAUGGAAAUAAACAGGAGUAUUCAAAGUCAUUGUAUUCAGUCAAACAAU